AUGGCUCUGCGAACUGUUUUUGACAAAUGUGAGCUGGCAGAAUUUGCAGCACUAGGGAGCUAUUGUGAGUAUGAUAUGUUCGGCAUUGAGACUUCCGUGUAUUCCUGCAAUUUGAAUGUGGACAUGCCCAGUGAUGCUCAGAGAAUUCAGAACAUUCAGUUCCUGAUAGAUCAAGGAUUUGAGGACAAAAUUGUUAUUGCUCAUGACGUACAUACCAAACACAGGCUGAUGAAGUAUGGAGGACAUGGCUACUCUCACAUCCUAAUCAAUGUGGUCCCCCAAAUGUUAAACAGAGGAAUUUCCCAGGCCACCAUUGAUAGAAUUCUGAUAGAGAAUCCAAAGAAGUGGCUUACAAUGAAAAUGUAGAUUUUAUGAAAUGCAUGAAGACUUUGAUAAAUUAAUGGACAUGAGAAUGACGGAAUUUUUUUUUUACUAAUCACUUUGUUCUCCAUGACUAAUUGGCAUUUGUUGGGCUACUGUAAUUACUUUAUACCUUGACUACGGGUUACUUAGAUAUAUCCUCAAUACAGAGGUGGAUGUGACCGAUCAACAGGGGAUGAUUACUCCUCCUAUAGGCACCUGAUCUCAUCUCAGGUGUUUCUAGGGAUCUGUGAUUUUGCUCUGUCCACAAUUUGAAUUGUAUACAGGAUUUAUUGUAUUGUUUUUUUUAUCUUAAUCUUUUUCACGUAUCAAGUAAAUAGCUGUACUACCAUUUAUAUACUGAGUAUAUUUAUACAAUAGAUUGCAUUGAAUGUUAAGAAUUGCCAUUUUAUACAUGUAUUUCAAUCAUUCAUUUUGUGUGCGAAAUGUUUUGCCACAUGGGUGAUGUUUUUGAAAUAAAAUAUUUGAUCAUCA
Messenger RNA from Saccostrea cuccullata (small rock oyster), 855 nucleotides. Its product is annotated as phosphotriesterase-related protein-like. The transcript has 3 exons. The coding region runs from base 1 to 366 and encodes 121 amino acids. Gene Ontology annotation, biological process: catabolic process. Gene Ontology annotation, molecular function: zinc ion binding. The record is from RefSeq and is a predicted model, not a curated record. Lineage: Eukaryota; Metazoa; Mollusca; Bivalvia; Ostreida; Ostreidae.